Dalotia coriaria is the source of this 1103-nucleotide messenger RNA. RefSeq lists its product as uncharacterized. Lineage: Eukaryota; Metazoa; Arthropoda; Insecta; Coleoptera; Staphylinidae. The record is from RefSeq and is a predicted model, not a curated record.
CUAUUUUUACUUUGUAAGCUACCGUUGAAGAGAGCGGUCGCAUAAUGAAAGUUACUAGUAGUACAAUAUUGUCCAGAAAUAUUAUAAUUGCUCUGAUACAACGGAGGAGAAAAAUCAAGAAGAGAGUCCGAAAGUAGGUAUUGGGUGCAUCCCAUUCACAGUGAUAGAUUAUUAAAUGUAAAAUUUUACACGAUGCAUUCAAAACUACUAGAUUACCCGAAAAAGUUUUUCGCAUUUUAUCGAAUGACCAUAACUAGCUUCAAUGAACUUGUCAAGUUAAUUGGGCCAACCAUAGCUAAGGAGGAUACAAAUUUAAGACUUUCUAUACCGGUGGAGGAGAGAUUGAGCGUCACUAUUCGAUAUUUGGCCACUGGAGCAAGUUUCAAUACGUUGUCCUUUGAUUAUUAUCUAAUGGGAGCUUCGACAAUUCGAGAUAUUACUAAAACUACAUGUGAGCAAAUAUGGAACAUACUCCAACCGCUGUAUAUGCCCAUAAAACAACAUGGUGACUGGAUUAAAAUUGCGGACGAGUUCUAUAGUCGUACAAAUUUUCCAAAUAUUAUUGGGGCAAUAGAUGGCAAGCACAUACGGAUAAUACAGCCAGAACAUUCCGAACCGUCAUAUUUUAACUACAAAAAGUUCUUUUCUUGUGUGUUAAUGGCUUGGACCGACGCAGAUUAUAAAUUAUGGAACGGCUAGUGAUUCAGAAAUAUUUAAAACAUCUGAAGUGGGUAAACGACUUUCCGAGAACCGAUGAAAUAUUCCCUCCGGCAGGCAUUUGCCCAAUGAUGAUGAUGAACACGUUAUGCCAUUCUCUGUCGUGGGCGAUGAAGCAUUUGGACUUGCAAAUCACAUAUUAAGUCAAUAUGCAAAAAGAAAUUUAAGCGAAUUUUCAACUAUAGACAUACAAGAGCUUGACGCAUGAAUGAACAUGAAAAGAACAUUGAAUGUUCUUUCGGCAUUCUCGCCAACAAAUGGCGUAUUUUAUGUCCUACAUAAUUUUGUACGAAUCAAAAAUGGAAUAAAAUUCACAGACACUCUUCACAGUUGUCCCAUGAACAACUUAACGAUAAAUGAAAACAACCGAGGUAGAAAUGAUAUGA